This is a messenger RNA of Pollicipes pollicipes, 4086 nucleotides long. RefSeq names its product eye-specific diacylglycerol kinase-like. Gene Ontology annotation, molecular function: ATP-dependent diacylglycerol kinase activity. The record is from RefSeq and is a predicted model, not a curated record. Gene Ontology annotation, biological process: phospholipase C-activating G protein-coupled receptor signaling pathway. Gene Ontology annotation, cellular component: plasma membrane. NCBI's taxonomy places the organism in Eukaryota, Metazoa, Arthropoda, Thecostraca, Pollicipedomorpha, Pollicipedidae.
ACGGUUUAUGUGCAACCAAAUGGGGCCAAUGUCUAAACACGGUCGCCACCACGCGGAGGUUAGUGUCACGUAAGAUGAAUCGUCUCUGGGUUAUCGGUCUGGGACUGAUGCAACGGCCGGCCCCGAAGUGGCGAUACUGACUCGCUGACUGGGGCACAUUGACAUUGACAAGGGCACAAAAACUCACCUAUUAUCUAUAUCUAUAUCUAUAUCUAUAUUCACAACCCACUUGUCAAAUAUUUAUGUCUGCCUGGCCAUUUUUACAGUUGCGAAGUGCUGUCAGCAGCCGUUGCAACGGCUACAUGUUCAGGUCCAGUGGAUCUGGCCUUAACAUGCACAAUAUACACAUAUAGUAUUUUUUUAGAUUGCUUCCUGUCAGCGUCAUCGGCCACCGUGACCGCUGGUCGGAACUAGGGCAGUGGGCCACGCUGCUGGCUGCAUCAACAUCUCAGUCUUCACUUAACAUAAACCUUCUGGAAAGCCACCGUGAACAGAGACUGAUAGGCAUAGCAGGUGCGGUGCUGUUGUGCAAAACACGUGGAGUGAGGUAGCCCCGGGAUUUGCUGACCUCCUUGGGGAGGGGGAGGGAUCCUGGUGACCGGGUGACUGUCUGAGCUCGGGCGGCCGGCGACUUAUAGCGACGUCCCGCCAGGCGGCAUGGCCGGCCUGCAGCGCGCGGCGGCCGACAGGGGACGCCAGCUGAGGCGGCCGCCGCCGUGACACCAGGUCCCGCCCGGCACCGGCCGCGACAUGCAGCGCCUGCGCAUCCCCUUCACGCGCUCCAAGACGCCCAGCGGCAACGAGCUGAAGGCGCAGAGCAGCCUGGAGGUGCCGAAGCAAAUCCGCUCGGCCAGCUUCGACGAGAUGCAGUUGUCGGACAAGACGCCCGCCUGCGGCGUCAAGGUGACCUCGUUCCUGCGCGUGCCGCAGUCGGGUGCCAAGAAGAGCAAGAGCCUGGACGAGUGCGAAGAGACGGUGCGCACGCGCCGGCGCCGCUACCUAUUCUCGGAGCGCGGCGGCGGCCGCGACCCGGCGCACGCCUGCUGGCACUGCGUCUGCCUGGAGGAGAUGGGCCGGCGCGCUGGCGGCGGCGAGAGCUCGCAGGAUAGCGGCGGCACGGGCAGCCCGCCGGAACCGCCACGCGGCGUCGCCUGCCCCAUCCGCGUCACGCUCAGCCGCAACUCGACCUCGUCGUCACUCGACCUGCGCCACUCGUCGUGCUCGUCGGCCUCAGGCCGCUCCGUCGGCUCCACCUACUCGCGACAGUCGUCCUGCCUUUCCUGGAACAGUUCGCUCUAUUCGUCCUUCUCGCGCCAGAGCUCGGGCUACUCGGACGAGCCGCCGCCGCCGCCGCACUACCUGCCGCGUCAGAGCUCGAUGGUCGUAUCGUCGGCGCCGCCCAGCCGCCAGACCUCGCUGGUGACGCACCCGCCGACGCGACAAACGUCGCUGGCGGCCCGCUCGGCGCCGCCGUCGCGGCAGAGCUCGCGCCAGGUGUCGCUCGGCACCACGGCGUCGCAGCUGUCGCGCGACUCGAUCGCCGACGGCAGCGAGCGCUCCUGGUUCCUGGGCUCGAGCAGCGACAUCGGCGACUACACCGAGAUCUGGCUGGAGGUGCCCGAGCUGUCGGAGCGCGCCGUCGGCGGGCCGGUGCGCCGGUGCGCCUCUGCAGAACCGAGCCUGACGCCGCGCCACACGCAGAGCCUGGAGACCGGCCUGCUGCUGGAGGUGGCCGACCGGCCGGUGCGCUCCACCUCGGUCGACAUCGGCUUCCCAACCGAGGAACAGUGCGCGUACACGGCCUACCUGCCGUUCCGUCGGCGCAGCAGAAAGGCGGCCACCGGCGAGAUCGAGAUCGAGGCGGAGGGCGGCCGGCGCACGCUGCGCAGCACGUGUGACUGGAGCGAGGCAGCCGUCAUUGGCGAACAUCUCUGGAUGCCCACCUCGGCCUCGGGCGAUUUCUGCUACGUGCCCGAGCAGGACUGUUGCAGGACUGGCUCCCGGAUGAAGUGCACCGCCUGCAAGAUCAUCUGCCACACAGGGUGCAUAGCUAACCUGAUCGACAAGGUGAAGUUCGCCUGCAAGCCCACGUUCAGGGACGUGGGGAUCCGGCAGUACCGGGACAACACGGCCACAGCUCACCACUGGGUGCAUCGCCGGAAUCAGAAGGGCAAAUGUAAACACUGUGGAAAGAGCUUUAUGUCGAAACUUUCGUUUUCUACCAAAGAAAUUGUAGCAAUAAGUUGUUCGUGGUGCCGGACUGCCUACCACAACAAGGAGCCCUGCUUCAACAUCCAGCGAUUAGAGGAACAAUGUAGUCUAGGCAUUCACGAGGACAUCAUUGUGCCGCCGUCAUGGAUCGUCAAGCUGCCCCGCAGAGGAAGCUUCAAGUCCAGCCUCCGCAAGUCGCCCAAGAAGAGGUCCUCUAGUCGUCGGAAAAGCCGGGAAUGGAUCGAUAAGGACCAGACGCGGGCGUUCGCCAUCAAGCCCAUUCCAACGGCCAACGUGCACCCUGUCAUCGUGUUCCUCAACCCCAAGAGUGGCGGUAACCAGGGCGCCAAGCUGAUGCAGAAGUUCCAGUGGCUGCUCAACCCUCGUCAAGUGUUCGACCUCACUCAGGGCGGACCGCGAGAAGGGCUGGAGAUGUACCGCAAGGUGCCGAACCUUCGCGUGCUGGCGUGUGGUGGCGACGGCACGGUCGGCUGGGUGCUCUCCGUGCUGGACCAGAUGAACUUCAGCCCGCCGCCCGCUAUCGCGGUCCUGCCGCUCGGCACAGGCAACGACUUGGCGCGCGCGCUCGGCUGGGGCGGGGGCUACACGGACGAGCCCAUCUCCAAGAUACUGUGCAACAUUAGCGACGGCGAGUCGCAGGAGCUGGACCGGUGGGAGGCAGCCGUGCAGAAGAACGAGCGCGCUGAGCCCAGCGAGGAGGGCAAGGACAACCUGCCGCUCAAUGUCAUCAACAACUACUUCUCGCUCGGCGUGGACGCCCAUAUUGCGCUCGAGUUCCACGAGGCCAGAGAGGCUCGACCCGACAAGUUCAGCUCCCGGCUCCGGAACAAGAUGUUCUACGGCCAGGCGGGCGGCAAGGACCUGCUGCAGCGCCGGUGGAAGGACCUCUCGGAGCACGUAACCAUCGUCUGCGACGACCACGACAUCACGCCGAAGCUUCGCGAGCACAAGGUGCACGCCAUACUCUUCCUCAACAUCCCCAGCUACGGCGGCGGCACGCACCCGUGGGCCGGCCGGGACCAGUCGACUUCCGACGGUCAGAUGGAGGUGAUCGGCCUCACCACCUACCAGCUGCCGCUGCUGCACGCGGGUGGCCACGGCACCAGCCUGGGCCGCUGCCAGAAGGCGGUCAUCACCACGGCCAAGACGAUCCCCAUGCAGGUGGACGGCGAGGCGUGUCGUGUCAACCCGUCCAUCAUCACCGUCAGCCACCUCAACCGCGCCCGCAUGAUCUGCAAGCGACGGGGCGAGAAGUCCAGCUCCGCGAAUACGCAACAGGAUCAGCUUCGGAUGCGUAUCAACCGCAUCACCAUGUCCGACUACGAGCAGUACCACUACGACAAGGAGACGCUCAUGCAGCACUCGACGCCUCUGGGCGUCAUCAUGGUGGACCACGACUCGGACCUGGAGCAGGUGCGGCGCCACAUCAACCGGCUGGAGGAGGAAAGCCAGCAGAGCCCGCCACUCAGCCCCGAGUGGUGCUUCGUCGACUCGUGCACGGCGGAACGCUUCUUCCGGAUCGACCGGGCGCAGGAGCACCUGCACUUCGUGACGGACAUCAGCUCGGAGGACCUGUUCAUCCUGGACCCGAUGGCCGUCACGCCGCAGCCGGUGGCCUCGGCCAACAACAAGGACGACGGCGAGCAAUGGAGCCCGGGCGGGCCGUCGCCGGAGGGCGGGCGUGCCGGCACGCCUCGGCCGUCGAUCGUCUCUGCCCGCCGGCACAGCACGCCCUCAAUGACGGGCUCGUCACGGCUGACCCGGCGCCGUCGCUCCAGCGCCCUCUCCGGACAGCUGGAUCUUACCGCGCUGCGUGAGCGCCUGUUCGGCGCCACCUUCAGCCCCCCGAGGUGA